AUGAAUAAUCAAAGACCUCCACGAUUGAAACAGCUGUCUGGGGCUGCUGGGAGAAAAAGAGCGAUGAUUCGGAAAAAAAACGAAAGCAAAAACAAACGAACGCUUUUAGAUUGCGUUCGUUGGACAAAUAUCGAAGAUAAAUGCAAGCAGUUCAAUGGUAUUGAGAUCGGUAUCAAUGACUCUAAUGAGUUGCCAGACCAUAAUUCCGACAAACUUUUUCUUGCCGAUGACAUCGAUGACUCCCAAAAAACAUCAUCACAUUUAAAAAAGGAUCAGUUGGAUUUUGUACUUGAUUGUCACAAUGACAAACAAAUUUAUAAAAGUGAUCUUUCUAUACCAAUCUCUAACGAUCCUGCACUAUGGAAAUCAAUAUCAGACACUGAUCGAACGAAUAUAAUUCUGAUGGGACCUUCUUCAAUUCCUAGCAAUUUUCCAAGAGAUCAAAAAGAACGCAAAUUCCCUACUUAUAUCUUUUUAGAGGAACAAAGAAACGGAGAAAAAGUUAAAAGAGAUUGGCUCGUUUGGAGUAAGGCUGUGGCAUCACUCUUUUGUUUCCCUUGCUCCCUUUUUGGAUCGCUUAACUUAACCAGACCCGGUGUUUAA
Messenger RNA from Hydra vulgaris (swiftwater hydra), 603 nucleotides. The record is from RefSeq and is a predicted model, not a curated record. Lineage: Eukaryota; Metazoa; Cnidaria; Hydrozoa; Anthoathecata; Hydridae.